GACACAUCAGGGGCUCAGAGUCAGGAAAGGGUGGGAUGCAGCUCGCUGAUGCCAGAGCACAUGUAAUCUGCCAGCCAGAGUGGCUUUUGCUGGCUGCCUCUCGUGGCCCAUCCCAGAGAGGACAGCCGGCCUGUGAGGAGUGACGGGCAGGAUGUCUCCUGGGGUGGACUGCCCCAUGGAAUUCUGGACCAAGGAGGAGAAUCAGAGCGUGGUGGUGGACUUCCUGCUGCCCACCGGGGUCUACCUGAACUUCCCAGUGUCCCGCAAUGCCAACCUCAGCACCAUCAAGCAGGUGCUGUGGCACCACGCCCAGUAUGAGCCGUUCUUCCACAUGCUCAGCGACCCCGAGGCCUACGUGUUCACCUGCGUCAACCAGACGGCCGAGCAGCAGGAGCUGGAGGACGAGCAGCGGCGGCUGUGCGACGUGCAGCCCUUCCUGCCCGUGCUGCGCCUGGUCGCGCGGGAGGGCGACCGUGUGAAGAAGCUCAUCAACUCGCAGAUCAGCCUGCUCAUCGGCAAAGGCCUCCACGAGUUUGACUCCCUGCGGGAUCCAGAGGUGAACGACUUCCGGGUGAAGAUGCGCCAGUUCUGCGAGGAGGCGGCGGUGCACCGCCAGCAGCUGGGCUGGGAGGCCUGGCUGCAGUACAGCUUCCCCCUGCAGCUGGAGCCCUCGUCCAGGAGCUGGGGGGCUGGCUCCCCAAGGACCCCCAACCGGACCCUGCUGGUUAAUGUCAAGUUCGAGGGCAGUGAGGAAAGCUUCACCUUCCAGGUGUCCAGCAAGGACAAGCCCGUGGCGCUGAUGGCCUGUGCGCUCCGGAAGAAGGCCACGGUGUUCCGGCAGCGCCUGGCGGAGCGGCCCGAGGACUACGCGCUGCGCGUGAACGGAAAGCAGGAGUACCUCUACGGCAGCCACGCCCUCUGCCAGUUCCAGUACAUCUGCAGCUGCCUGCACAGUGGACGGACCCCCCACCUGACCAUGGUCCACUCCUCCACCAUCCUCGCCAUGCGGGAUGAGCAAAGCAACCCCACCCCCCAGGUUCAGAAACCACGCACCAAGCCGCCCCCCAUUCCCGCGAAGAAGCCUUCCUCGGUGUCGCUGUGGUCUCUGGAGCAGGCGUUCUGCGUGGAGCUGGUCCAGGGCAGCAAAGUGAAUGCGGACGAGAGGAUGAAGCUGGUGGUGCAGGCGGGGCUCUUCCACGGCAGCGAGAUGUUGUGUAAAACGGUGUCGAGCUCGGAGGUGAGCGUGAGCUCGGAGCCCGUGUGGCAGCAGCGGCUGGAGUUUGACAUCAGCGUGUGUGACCUGCCCCGCAUGGCCCGCCUCUGCUUCGCCCUCUACGCCGUGGUGGAGAAGACCAAGAAGGCUCGCUCCACCAAGAAGAAGUCCAAGAAGGCGGACUGCCCCAUUGCCUGGGCCAACCUUAUGCUGUUUGACUACAAGAACCAGCUGAAGACGGGCGAGCACUGUCUGUACAUGUGGCCAUCUGUCCCAGAUGAGAAAGGAGAGCUGCUCAACCCCGUGGGCACCGUGCGCAGCAACCCCAACACUGAGAGCGCCGCCACGCUGCUCAUCUGCUUGCCCGAGGUGUCGCCCCACCCUGUGUACUACCCUGCCCUGGAGAAGAUCCUGGAGCUGGGACGCCCUGGGGAGCGGAUGCGUGCCACCGAGGAGGAGCAGCUGCAGCUGCGGGAAAUCCUGGAGCGCCGGGGGUCCGGGGAGCUGUACGAGCAUGAGAAAGACCUGGUGUGGAAACUGAGGCACGAAGUCCUGGAGCGCUUCCCGGAGGCGCUGGCCCGCCUGCUGCUGGUCACCAAGUGGAACAAACACGAAGAUGUGGCCCAGAUGCUCUACCUGCUGUGCUCCUGGCCCGAGCUGCCCGUCCUGAGCGCCCUGGAGCUGCUGGACUUCAGCUUCCCCGACUGCCACGUGGGCUCCUUUGCCAUCAAGUCCCUCCGGAAACUCACGGAUGACGAGCUUUCCCACUACCUGCUGCAGCUGGUACAGGUGCUCAAGUAUGAGUCCUACCUAGACUGCGAGCUCACCAAAUUCCUGCUAGACCGGGCCCUGUCCAACCGCAAGAUCGGCCACUUCCUCUUCUGGCACCUUCGCUCUGAGAUGCACGUGCCAUCCGUGGCCCUGCGCUUCGGCCUCAUCAUGGAGGCCUACUGCAGGGGCUGCACCCACCACAUGAAGGUGCUGAUGAAACAGGGGGAAGCACUGAGCAAGCUGAAGGCGCUCAAUGACUUUGUGAAGGUGAGCUCGCAGAAGACCACCAAGCCCCAGACCAAGGAACUGAUGCACCUGUGCAUGCGCCAGGACGCCUACAUGGAGGCCCUCUCCCACCUGCAGUCCCCGCUGGACCCCAGCACCCUGCUGGAGGAAGUCUGUGUGGAGCAGUGCACCUUCAUGGACUCCAAGAUGAAGCCCCUGUGGAUCAUGUACAGCAACGAGGAGGCGGGCAGCGCGGGCAACGUGGGCAUCAUCUUUAAGAAUGGGGAUGACCUCCGCCAGGACAUGCUGACCCUGCAGAUGAUCCAGCUCAUGGAUGUCCUGUGGAAGCAGGAGGGCCUAGACCUGAGGAUGACCCCCUAUGGCUGCCUCCCCACCGGCGACCGUACCGGUCUCAUCGAGGUAGUGCUCCACUCGGACACCAUAGCCAACAUCCAGCUGAACAAAAGCAAUAUGGCAGCCACGGCUGCCUUCAACAAGGAUGCCCUGCUCAACUGGCUCAAGUCCAAGAACCCUGGGGAGGCCCUGGAUCGAGCCAUCGAGGAGUUCACCCUCUCCUGUGCUGGCUACUGCGUGGCCACCUACGUGUUGGGCAUCGGUGACCGGCACAGUGACAACAUCAUGAUCCGAGAGAGCGGGCAGUUGUUCCACAUAGAUUUUGGCCACUUUCUGGGGAAUUUCAAGACCAAGUUUGGAAUCAACCGCGAGCGAGUGCCGUUCAUCCUCACCUAUGACUUUGUCCACGUGAUUCAGCAGGGGAGAACGAACAACAGUGAGAAAUUUGAAAGGUUCCGGGGCUACUGUGAAAAAGCCUACAGCAUCCUGCGGCGCCACGGGCUCCUCUUCCUCCACCUCUUCGCUCUGAUGCGGGCGGCAGGCCUGCCUGAGCUCAGCUGCUCCAAAGACAUCCAGUAUCUCAAGGACUCUCUGGCCCUGGGGAAAACGGAAGAGGAGGCACUGAAGCACUUCCGGGUGAAGUUCAACGAAGCGCUGCGGGAGAGCUGGAAGACCAAAGUGAACUGGAUGGCCCACAACGUGUCCAAAGACAACAGGCAAUAGCGGCCCCAGCCCGGCCGCCGCACGCUGGGCCUCUCUAGCUCCGGACUUGAGAGAGGAACCCCAGCCAUCUAAAAGGGGCCUAAAAGCCCGAAUUGCACCUCAUAGGAAAGAACCUCACAACUGCCUUUUGUUUACACUGGUUAUUUAUUUGACUCCAAAUGUUUAAGGAACGAACAGCCAUAAACGGACACGCACCCUGAGGGGCACUGCCUCCACCUUCAAGCGG
Dipodomys ordii (Ord's kangaroo rat) is the source of this 3512-nucleotide messenger RNA. It is a transcript of the gene Pik3cd, whose product is annotated as phosphatidylinositol-4,5-bisphosphate 3-kinase, catalytic subunit delta. Gene Ontology annotation, cellular component: phosphatidylinositol 3-kinase complex; plasma membrane; cytoplasm. The record is from RefSeq and is a predicted model, not a curated record. Gene Ontology annotation, biological process: phosphatidylinositol-3-phosphate biosynthetic process; phosphatidylinositol-mediated signaling; phosphatidylinositol 3-kinase/protein kinase B signal transduction. Gene Ontology annotation, molecular function: 1-phosphatidylinositol-3-kinase activity; 1-phosphatidylinositol-4-phosphate 3-kinase activity. The coding region runs from base 152 to 3286 and encodes 1044 amino acids. The transcript is spliced from 23 exons. Lineage: Eukaryota; Metazoa; Chordata; Mammalia; Rodentia; Heteromyidae.